Molecule: messenger RNA, 1001 nt
Organism: Vicugna pacos (alpaca)
Lineage: Eukaryota; Metazoa; Chordata; Mammalia; Artiodactyla; Camelidae
Source: RefSeq, a predicted model, not a curated record
GGGCUGGGACCUCCGGACCCAGCUUCUUACCUCGCCGGGAGCACCUUUUCCGGCUCCAGCAGCCGAUGCAUAUCGGAGCCACUCUCUGCAGAGCCAGAGGGUGGGUCGGCUUCGCAGUGUGCGCGUGAGAAUGGAUCGUAGGUCCCGAGCUCAGCAGUGGCGCCGAGCUCGCCACAAUUACAACGAUCUGUGCCCACCCAUAGGCCGCCGGGCAGCCACCGCACUCCUCUGGCUCUCCUGCUCCAUUGCGCUCCUCCGCGCCCUUGCCACCUCCAGCGCCCGCGCCCAGCAGCGUGCGGCUGCCCAGCGCCGGAGCUUUCUUAACGCCCACCACCGCUCCGCCGCCCAGGUGUUCCCCGGGCCCCCUGAAUCUGACCACGAGCAAGAGGAGGCCGACCUCGAGCUCUCCCUCCCCGAGUGCCUAGAGUACGAGGAAGUUGACUACGAAUCAGAGACCGAGACAGAGUCUGAAAUCGAGUCCGAGACCGACUUCGAGACCGAACCCGAGACCGCCCCCGCCACUGAGCCUGAGACCGAGCCCGAGGACGAGCGUGGCCCCGUGGUGCCCAAGCGCCCCACCUUCGCCCAAUCCCUCACCGAGCGUCUCAACGCUCUGAGGUUGCGGAGCCCCGACGCCUCCCCAAGUCGCGCACAGCCCAGCACUCAGGAGUCCCAGAGACCCGGAGAAGGGGAGGAGACCGAGCCCGAGGACAAGGAUCCGAGGGACCCCAAAGAGUCCGAGGAGCCAAAGGAGAAGAAGCAGCAGCGCCGCUGCAAGCCGAAGCAGCCCACCCGCCGCGACCCAUCCCCAGAGUCCCCUUCCAAAAGGGGACCUAUCCCCAUCCGGCGUCACUAAUGGAGGACGCGCCCCAGAUUCUCCUUGUUUUUCUGGACCCAGGUGCUGGAGAAUCUGGUAAAAGCACCAUUGUGAAGCAAAUGAGGAUCCUGCAUGUUAAUGGGUUUAAUGGAGAUAGUGAGAAGGCCACCAAAGUGCAGGACAU